AUCAAGAGCGUACUAAAUUUGCACACUUCAGACCUUUGACAUUUUUAGAUUUUAUUAGCAAGAAAAUUUUCGUAACCUAAAAAACUAAACUCGGCAAAAUUCGUAAUAUUCUCAAAGCCAAAUAUAAAGAUAGAAUCAAUUAAAAUAGAAAUUGCAAGCGACCUAGAGACUUAGUAUGCCGAUACGUAAGAUCAAAGCCCGUCAGAUAUUUGAUGCAUGCGGCGACCCGACAGUCGAAGUCGAUUUAAUAACGGAUGUCGGACUACUACGUAGUAGCGUGCCGAGCGUGAUUUUUCCAUCAAACAUACAGGCGAAAGAAAUUCGGGAUGAAAAUGAGGCGGUGUUCAGGGGUCGCUCCGUGCUCAAAGUUAUCGAAACGAUCAAUAAUCGAAUUGCGCCUGAAAUUCUAAAAUCAAAGUUGGAAGUGAACCAGCAGCGCGAGAUCGACUUGCUUAUGCAAACUUUGGAUGGAACCCCAAACAAGUCGAAACUCGGAGCUAAUGCAAUUCUCGGCGUUUCCAUUGCCUGUUGCAAGGCCUCUGCAGCCAAGAGAGGCUUACCUCUUUACAGGUACAUCGCCAGUUUAUGCGGCAACGAAAAAAUUUAUUUGCCCGUGCCAAUUUUUAAGAUUUUCAGUGGAGGUCGAGCAGCUGGAAAUAAUUUAGCUUACGAAGCGUUUCUUAUUUUACCCACUGGUGCCACAACGUUCGCAGAAGCCAUGAAAAUGGGCAUAGACAUAUAUCGCGAAAUCGAGGAGCAGCUUGCCAAAAUCCAAGAAGCAAAACUGCCACUAACGGUAUUAAACGAGGGUACUUUCGCUCCGCAAUUCGAUGACAAUAAGGAGGCGCUGGCGACAAUCGAUACGGCUAUUAAAAAUAAAGGCUACGAGGGCAAAGUUAAAAUUGCUGUCGAUAUUGGAGCUUCGACAUUCUUCAAAGAUGGCAAAUACGACCUCCAGUAUAAGAGCGAGGACUCGAACCCGGAGGAUUAUUUGGAGCCAAAUGAUCUCCAAGAGCAGUAUAAGCAACUUUUCCCCGACUUCCCGGCUCUCGUUUCCAUUGAGGAUCCGUUCGGUCUAGACAAUUGGGACGACUGGACUAACCUCGUGACCGCUCUACCGGACAUCCAGAUAGUCGCCGAUGAGCUCACGGCUACGAAUGCCGAACGACUCGACAAGGCGAUCGAGCAACAGGCAGCCAAUAGUUUUGUUAUUAGGUUGAGUCACAUAGGCAGUGUUACAGAAGCCAUUGACUGCGUGAAACAGGCAAGGGACGCCGGUUGGGGCUGCAUCGUCAGUGCAGGUCAGGGUGAAACCGAAGAUACUUUUAUUGCCGAUUUUGCGGUUGGUACUUCGUGUGGACAAUUCAAAACUGGAGCUCCUUGUCGAAGUGAAAGAGUGGCGAAGUACAAUCAGAUUUUAAGAAUCGAAGAGGAAUUGGGAAAAGAAGCGAAAUAUGCUGGUGAAAAAUACCGGAAUCCAUUUAGCAAAUAAACAAGGUAUUUCAUUAUUAACUCCCAUUAUCUUUAUUAGCAUAUAUUCUAUUUCUUAAA
Ceratosolen solmsi marchali is the source of this 1551-nucleotide messenger RNA. RefSeq names its product alpha-enolase. The record is from RefSeq and is a predicted model, not a curated record. The transcript has 6 exons. Gene Ontology annotation, cellular component: phosphopyruvate hydratase complex. NCBI's taxonomy places the organism in Eukaryota, Metazoa, Arthropoda, Insecta, Hymenoptera, Agaonidae. Bases 176 to 1492 code for a protein of 438 amino acids. Gene Ontology annotation, molecular function: magnesium ion binding; phosphopyruvate hydratase activity. Gene Ontology annotation, biological process: glycolytic process.